This is a messenger RNA of Thlaspi arvense, 1533 nucleotides long. The record is from the annotation of a GenBank genome assembly. Lineage: Eukaryota; Viridiplantae; Streptophyta; Magnoliopsida; Brassicales; Brassicaceae.
AUGUCGAACAUAGACAUUGAAGGGAUAUUGAAGGAGCUACCAAAUGAUGGGAGGCUUCCAAAGACGAAGAUAGUUUGCACAUUAGGUCCUGCGUCUCGGACUGUUCCUAUGAUUGAGAAGCUUCUAAACGCGGGCAUGAAUGUCGCUCGAUUCAAUUUCUCUCAUGGUAGCCACGAGUACCAUCAGGAGACUCUUGACAAUCUCCGCACCGCUAUGCAGAAUACAGGCAUUCUCGCCGCUGUUAUGCUUGAUACAAAGGGGCCUGAGAUUCGUACCGGUUUCUUGAAAGAUGGGAACCCUAUACAGCUAAAGGAAGGCCAAGAGAUCACAAUUAGCACUGAUUAUGAGAUCAAGGGUGAUGAAAAAACGAUUUCCAUGAGCUACAAAAAGCUGCCGGUGGAUGUGAAGCCUGGACAUACCAUACUGUGUGCAGAUGGAAGCAUAAGUCUAGCUGUGUUGUCAUGUGAUCCGAAGUCUGGAACGGUGCAAUGUCGAUGUGAAAACACAGCGAUGCUGGGUGAAAGAAAGAAUGUGAAUCUCCCUGGUGUCGUUGUUGAUCUACCCACUUUGACUGAGAAGGAUGUGGAAGACAUUCUUAAAUGGGGUGUUCCAAACAAGAUCGAUAUGAUUGCUCUUUCGUUUGUUCGCAAAGGUUCAGAUCUUGUUAAUGUCAGGAAAGUACUUGGAUCACAUUCCAAGAGUAUAAUGUUAAUGUCCAAGGUUGAGAACCAGGAAGGUGUGCUGAAUUUCGACGAGAUCUUGCGUGAAACGGAUGCAUUCAUGGUUGCUCGUGGUGAUCUUGGGAUGGAGAUUCCGAUAGAGAAGAUCUUCUUGGCUCAAAAGAUGAUGAUCUACAAGUGUAACCUUGCUGGUAAACCGGUGGUCACAGCCACUCAAAUGCUCGAGUCUAUGAUCAAAUCACCACGGCCAACACGAGCUGAAGCCACGGAUGUAGCAAACGCGGUUCUCGAUGGCACGGACUGCGUCAUGCUCAGCGGUGAAAGCGCUGCAGGAGCAUACCCUGAAAUAGCAGUGAAAACAAUGGCUAAAAUCUGCAUCGAAGCAGAAUCAUCUCUGGACUACAACACAAUCUUCAAGGAGAUGAUUAGAGCCACUCCACUUCCAAUGAGCACACUGGAGAGUCUUGCAUCAUCCGCUGUACGAACCGCAAACAAAGCCAGGGCGAAACUCAUCAUCGUGUUGACCCGAGGAGGUACAACGGCUAAACUGGUGGCUAAGUAUAGACCGGCUGUUCCGAUUCUAUCGGUGGUUGUUCCGGUUUUCACCAGCGAUACCUUUAACUGGAGUUGCAGCGACGAGUCACCGGCGAGGCAUAGUCUGAUAUACAGAGGUUUGAUUCCAGUUUUGGCUGAAGGUUCUGCAAAAGCAACUGACAGUGAAUCGACAGAGGAAAUUAUUGAGGCUGCUUUGAAGUCGGCGACUGAGAAAGGACUGUGUAACCAUGGUGAUGCUGUGGUGGCUCUGCACCGUAUCGGAGCUGCUUCGGUUAUCAAGAUCUGUGUGGUCAAGUGA